AUGGUUGAGGAUGGUAGUGAGGGGGUAGCGGUGGUGGUAGGAGAUCUUGAGGAGGUCCUGGACAUGUGCAGCCUGGAGCCGGGCAUGGAAGCUGAAAAUGCAACUCAGCAUCCAGGACAUAUUCUUACCAGAGGCGACAACUGCAUAAAAAGACGUACCAAAGCUCAAAAGGCCACUGACGAUCAAUGUGAAGAAGAGGAGAAGGAGGCAAGUCAAGCAGCUAUACAGGAAACUCAUAAGUGCAUUGCAGCAUUUCAGAAGCAGUUGCAGACAGACCAAGCUGCUGCAUGUGCUGAUGCACCUAAGCCUAGUCGUCCUCGUCCUCAUCUGGUGAAAAAGGCUGCAAAAGCUCCAGAAACCACUGACUUGACUACAGCUGCCAAUAAGGCUGUUGGUGCUAAAGGUAAGGGUGGCAGGGCUGAUAAAUCAGCUGCCAGUGCCAAUAUUGAGCAUCCUGGGAGUGAAGAAGAUGAGGAGUUGGAGGUGCAGAUGCCAGGAGGAUGCACAAAGAAGAAGGGAAAGAGGACAGUGAUACCAGUGAAAACACCUGUGAGAGAUGCAAUUGAUGUGGCGGGUGCCCUUAUCGCCAGUGAAUCAACACAGGCACAUGAUGAUGAUAAGUUGUCUGACUUGGAUGUCUCUCCACUGGCUCCUAAAAAAUUCGGUCUUGCUGGUCAUAUUCUGAAUUGGAUGUCAAGUAUUCCCAUUGGUGGUUCAAAGCCAUUCUCCAACUUGAAGCACAGAUCUUCUGGAGCGCUUUCUGCUAUCUCUAGUACCACUCCCUCCUCUAAGCUUACUAGGGGGAGCACUAUGAGUAGCGGUGGUGCUUUACUCACACCUAUCCAUACCCCCAAUGUUGGGCCCAAUGACAUGUCAGACCUUUUUACAACCCUUUUUGCAGACAAUGAAUUAACUGAUUCAGCCAAAUGCUCUCAAGUGCUUGCUCAUAUGUCAAAAUUAAAGGCUGCUCAGGGUGUCAAAAUUUCUCAGAAGGAUUCUAUACCUCAGAUGAACUUAGCCCAUCGCAAUGCCAAUCCAACACCCAAGCAGCUCAACCAGAUUGAGCCUGAUAUCACUGCUGAUGAUAGUGCCUUCAAUAUUGUGGACGACAACCUUGAAAUGAAUGUGAAGACCGCACCUGUAGUAACUUCCCUUGUUGACUAUGAUUCCAACAAUGCUGACCUCUGGCCUCCACAUAUUGCUCCAUCCUACUCAUCCCACUCUACUGGUGUCAAGCGCAAACUCAUAGAUGCUGAGGAUGCCUUAACUGAAGAUGACUUGAUCGAGGACAAUCUACUUGAGGACAAUCUUUUUGAGGACAACCUCAUGAUUAUGGAUGACUUUGUGAUUGAGGACAACCUCAUGUUAAUGGAUGUGAUCGAGGACGACGACCUCAUGAUCACGGAUCAGCAGGUUGAGGAAGACUCACCCUCCUCUGAUAUUGAAUUUGUGGGUCACGUCAAGUGUGUGGUCAAGCCUGAGCCUGUGGUCAAGACCGAGUACAAACCAGUGUCCUUGCGGUUGACUUCUACAGUAACCAGCAUCAGUGUCAAACGCAAUGCCCCCACAGCAAAGCGGCUGAAGUCUUCUCACAGUGUGUCCAGCAUCCCAAGUACCAUAAAACUUGAGGCUGGUCCCACAAAUCCCUUAGAGGUGACAGUGGAGAUCCUCCCCUGUUCUUUGUAUAGGAUCAAGCACCUUCCUGGAGGACCUCGGGCAGUGGCUAGGUGGAGUUCCGUUUUCAUCCCUACUCUCAUUUCCGCUAUCGGAGAUCAGGAUGAAGUCUGGGGCCAUAUCGAGUUGGAAGCCUUAUUCCAUGCUACUUUACAGGACACCUGGGAUGUGGUCUAUGAAGAUACCCCCCACACUAUCACAAAUGAUGGACCUGUUAUGGCUAUAGCUCUCCAACAGCUAUCAGAGUGGUGCAAUGGGAUUGGCUCCACGGCUGUCACAGUAUUCACCAACUUCAUGUUGUUGCAAGAUGAUGUCAAGACCAAUGAAGAUUGCAAAGGAUUUGCAGAGAGCUUACUCGUCAACCUAGUGUUCCUGUUCUUGUACAGCACACAUGCGCCACUUGGGGUGCUAUUGACAGCCAUCACAAAAGAAUGCAUGCGAAAGGCGCUCUCAGUCUUUGUACUGCAGCAGCAUAUGGAAUGCACCAUACGCCUUAUCACUUCCAAGACACUUGUCAGUGAAUUAGAGGUGAACAGUGAAGGCAAGGCCGUCAAGGUCCCUCACUCUAUGAACAAGUUCUCAGGCAAGAUCAGCAGCUCUUGA
Molecule: messenger RNA, 2277 nt
Organism: Suillus subaureus
Lineage: Eukaryota; Fungi; Basidiomycota; Agaricomycetes; Boletales; Suillaceae
Exons: 10
Coding region: 1-2277 (758 amino acids)
Source: RefSeq, a predicted model, not a curated record